Messenger RNA from Paramuricea clavata, 18545 nucleotides. The record is from the annotation of a GenBank genome assembly. Lineage: Eukaryota; Metazoa; Cnidaria; Anthozoa; Malacalcyonacea; Plexauridae.
AUGCGAACGGAUUUCCAAAAGGUGUGCUUUUGUAGGAGCUCACCCACUUCAUCUUUGACUUCCACAGCUGCAGCGAACAAGUUCUGUACUAACUUUACUUCCAAUUCUGACUAUUUACCAGGUUGUGCAACAAUAUGUCCUCAGGCCAUUGAUCAGGAGAAGGCAGCCACUCUGGUCCUUUAAACCAUGACUCUAACAGGUUGUUUGGUAAACAUCCGCGGCUUCCAAGGUCUACAGGAUUCUCGUGUGUCCCAAUAUGUCUCCAUUGAAUAUAAUCCUUGGCAUUGAUUUUCCUCGUUCUGUUCGCCAGUUCGCGACAAAUUGUUUGUAGUUGCCGUUUCCCUUUAUCCAAUAAAGGACAGUAGUACUAUCUAACCAACUGGAUAACCCAGAGUGUUCUCGACAUUGUCGACAAGGGUUGAGGGCAUGUGUACCGAUACAAGCUCUGAUCGUGGGAUAGUCAAAUUAUUUUUCGCGAGUCUCGACUUAGCAGCUACUAAACCUUGAUUGACUCCCGAUUGCUGGUGCACAACUGCAUACACUGCUGCACGCGUACCUUCUGAACUGGUGUCACCAAACGCGUGAAGAUGGACUGCUUCAAUUGGUGGCUCCUCAAAGGCGGUGAUGCUGCGUGGUACUUCCACCUUUUCGGGCAGGGCAUUCUCUAAUUUUCUCCAACUGUUAGAUAUCUGGGGCGACAACUCUCCAUCCCAAGGACAACGUUGAUCACAUACAUCACGGUAGAUGAGUUUAGCAACAAGUGAUGUGGGAGAAACUAUGCCAAGGGGAUCGUAUAGAUAGAAGCCAGAAAUCGCAGCAUUUAUCUUUUGGUUGUGACUGGCAUGUUGUUUGGAAAGACUGUGGCGAUCGUGUCCUUCGCUUUAUUCCCGGGGACUGCCAGUUCCUUUAUCCAAGAGGGCUCUACAUUUUAUUCCAUCAACGACCGCUACAACAACUGGAUAUACCACCGUCCCGUUACCAGUAGCCAACAUAAUUUGUUUAGUUGCACUCGCCCGGUCAUCACAAAUAAUGGUAUGGUGUUUCGCAUUAUACCGAAAGCAAGUUGUUUUGGACAUUCGGAUGCUCGGUGUUCUUGCCAAUCACCAUCCGAUCGAACUAAGUCUGCCCGUCUACCUGGUAAUUUGUCCGGAGUGCUUCGUACAAAACCCUUUACUUCUUUCAGCUUCCACAUGGUUUCUAAUGCUUGUGUAUUUGCAACCAAUGUUUCAAACAAACGAUUGAUUUUCUUUGCAUCAGUCCCAGGUACGGUUGGCAAGGAAAUAAUGCUCUGUAUGUGGGCAUUUGCAACUUCACUUUCUCUCCCAUACCGCGUCUGUAGGAUAGUUUUUGCUCUUUCAUACCCUUCAGUAGAAAAGGGCAGACCAUCAACAAAUGCACGAACUUUGGGAAUAAGCAGCUCUUUAAGGUUUGUCAAUUUCUGCUUCGAAUUGCCCCUUCUAAUUUUUUUAAUUCUUUUUCAAAACACUAGGGGUCUCAUCACUUUCGACUUUAUUCAACCAAUCUUUCACGGUUGACAUCUUUAACGAUUGAUUUUUCUCUCGUUUCACUUUUAGGCAAACAAGAUUAUUUAAUGUACGAUAUUCGCUGCUUUUUGAUGUUAAAAUCUUGCUCGGGGUCGCCACUUUGUCGGGAAUUUUUGCUUGUUAUCCGACAAUAACUCACAAGGUUUAGAUAUAACAGUUUUUAAUCACUUUUACACGAAGAAUACAAAAGAAAUUUCACUAAAUAUCUCGCUUCAGUUGAUUGUAACGUAUGCACAACGUUGUUUUUACUAUACAGUCCUAAGUGUUAAUACUUCUAAAAUGUACGCACUUUCCAACAGGGGGAUUUCCCCCUGGUGUCUGCCACUGACUUUUAAGCCUGAACAUGUUACAAAGCCCCAUUUCCCUGUUACUGUAUAGUUGCAUGCAUACCGUACUAAAUACUGAAGACAACUCCUAAUGUUCACUGUGGUAAGUACUUUCUACUGUACAUUUUAUGUAGGUUGAAUAUGACAGUGAUCAGAUCAAACAAUUACUGGCUAUGAUUAAUGAUGGCAAUACACCAAAGAACCCAAAAGCUUAUGAUAAAGAUUCUACUGGACUGCAUCGAACUGUUUCUGCUUUUGGAAUUGUGGGUGAGCGGUAUAACAAUCUCAGUUUUCCCAAAUGUGAUACAUAAUUUUUUUUGGAAAUGCUGGAAAUUAAUAAAACAAGCCAAAUUACAGUAUAGGUGACUUUCCUUUGCAUGCACUACGAUUGGGUUUAGGGUCAUAAUAUUACGGAACUCACCGAACUGUGGAAUCGCAUCAAAAAUUCGUAUCGCAGCCACUCCCACAAACGUCUACGACCGACAUAUUUUUGCAUGUUUACAAUUCUAAUUUUAAACCGCCAAUCGACGUUUAAUUGUAAUUGUCACCAAGAACCGGAUUGGCUGUUUAAAAUUAGAAUUGCACGUACAGGCAAACAUAUGUAGCUAGAUGCGGUCGUAGACGUUUGUGGGAGUGGCGACGAUAUGAAUUUUUGAUGCGAUUCCACAGUUCGGUGAUUUCCGUAAUAAUGCUUAAUAGUAGGAUUAGGUUUAGGAUCAAUGUCAAGAUAAGGAUUACAUUUAGGAUUAUGUUAGCCUUGUUAGGAUUACAGUUACUGUAUACAGUAGGAUUAGGAUUUUUGUCAUGGGUCCCACAAAAUAUCUCUGUAGCUGAACUCUGGUGACCAUCCAUCUCCUCACCAAUGUGUUUUACAGUCUAGCUGUACAGUACAUGACUUACAUGACAGUGCACUAAAAAAGGGUCAAUGCCAGUAAAGUAUCAAUAAACUGAAAAACAGGCAAUGUUGGAAUGUAUGCCAAGAAACAGUUAUUACACUUGGUACUGGGAUAUACUGAACAACAUUUCAUGGAAUAUAUAUGGAAAAACGGUAAACAUUGCAACACGUAGAAAUACAGUCAACAUCCAAAAAGUUAACAAUGCAAUGUACGUACAGUAUGUAUAAAAAUUUAAAAAGCUCAACAUUGGAGUGUAUUGGAUUAAUCAUGAUGUGUUUGUAUAUUCUGUAGGAUUUAUUAGAUUUUUGGAAGGAUAUUACAUCAUUCUGAUAUCUAAAAGAAAAAAGUAAGUUCCAGUAUAUACUGUUUGACAAGUGCAUAAUGAUUAUAAUGGUUAAAGAAUUGAAUUCUAGUUUCAGUAGAUAUAUUUUUAGGUAGCAACGAAAGCUUGUUGUUUUUAUGUUAUCAAUGUUACACAUGAACCUCAGGAAUAUACUAAAUUCUCAUACUGCAAAACCAAAGAGUGACGAAAAAUCUAUUGUCUUGAGCGGGAUUUGAACUUGCACCUUCAGAGUUCAGAGCCUUUGGGCCAACGGAGAUUGGAAGCAACUAAGUUUUAUCUAAUUUAGAUGGCCGAAAGAUGUGAAUUUAUUUGGGUGAAUAUAUGUGAGUUCAAAUCCCUCUCAAGACAACAAACAUUUUAUUAUCAUAGAAUUGAAACACACAGUUUGUAUUCAAUGAUCUUAUUUUCAAGGGUAGCUCAGCUUGGUGGACAUACUAUUUAUAAGGUCAUGGAUACAUGUAUGGUUCCAAUCCCAAAUGAAACUGUAAGAACAAAAUAUCACCAUGAUGGGGAAUCCAAGUUAGUUUUUAAAAUUGUUUUGAAUUUAUUGUCUGAUGUCAACAUAUAACUACCAUUUGUUAAAUUAUAUUUUUCUUUGAACUGUAGGUACCUCAAAGCUUUUCAAAAUGUUGACCUGUCUAGUAAUUUCUAUUUUAGGUAAACUAUUAUCGUUUUAUAGACACUUCUAACUUACUGAUUUGUUUUAUUUCACUGCAUUUUCUUUUCUUUUACAAGACUAAUUGCCAAACACAAACAUAAAUACCACUAAACUAUUACAUAUAAAAUGUUACAUAAUUUAGAUACAGUACAGGCAGGGACUGACCACAGACUGAGAUAAUCCCCAAUAAUGGGGUCCCCUUUUUUAUAUUAUACUGUAUAUACUCUAUUUUUUACUGAAGACUAUGAAUUUAGUGAUCUUUAUGUUGCAAUUAAAUUUUAUUAUUAAAACGGUUACUCAAACGACUAAGUACUAACUGCGGUGUAUUCUGCCUUCAUGUAGCUACACAUAUGAUCUGACACAAAGUCUACAAUACAACAUGUCUCUUCUUGAACGUUCUUAUUCUAAAUGUCCAUCCUGUGAAUGUCAGUGUCAUCUCAAAACAGAGACGUUAAAUGAAAACGAAAAGGAUAAUCAUACUUCACCUAGUUCACAGCCCUCAGAAAUAAAUACUAAGUUUAAUAAAGAAUGCAAAGAUAGGACUAACCUUGAUAGUGGAAAAGUAACAUUAAAUACCAAAGAAAAGGAUAGCGAUAGUUCAUCCACUUCACAGCCUUCUCAAAUAAAUACAAAAUCAAGUAAGGCAUGCAAUACUAUCAAAGAUAGUCCUAAAAGUACACAACUCAAAGCUGAUUCGACUGACGUUGAGGAUGGUAGAGGGAAGUUUCAGCUGAAAGGAAAAUCUUUGUGCAAAGAGUGCGCAAGAAAACGUGUCCAGCAUCAUCAUACCGUCUUGGGACGAGGAAAAGCUUGCAUGAAAUUUGUCUGGAACAAACACAUGUUGAAAGAUUUGGAUACAAUCGUACAUUCUGAUUGGUUGUUGUACAUAACUCAUGGUUUUAUUGGACAAUGCAAUAUCCUUUUAGUAACAGUCAUGUAAUUUUACAAUCUGCACACUGGCGUCGAUGUGUGUGGAAACAUGAAACAGUCGAAAUUAUUUCGAGAAACGUGUUCUCAUCACUAAUAUCCUGACUUUGCUCGAAAUGUUGGAGUUUUAGAAUCUUUCCCAGACAUUUCCAAUAACAUUGAUGACGUCUAUGUAUAAUGUACUGUACUCCAACUCAUACAGUACGUUCGAGGUAUUGUACAUUCUCCCAAUAAAAAUGAAAAUAAUUCACAAAAAAUCGGAUCCGAUCAUGUAGUCACUAAAUCAUCUAGGAACAAUUUAUUAAUAACUCUCAAACAUCUACUAUGGCAUGCGGCAUGCCAAUUUUCGAAACAAUGCAUGUACGUCAUGUUUUGUUCGCUACUCUGGUUUAAAUAAAUGACUGGGCUUUGUAAUAAUUUAUUUAAACCAGAGUAGCGAGCGAAACAUGAUUGAUAUACCUGGUUGCAAGUGAACGAACAAACUUUAAAUGCAUGUACAGUAAGCAUCUAAUGCGUACCGUUGUUGAUAGUGAACAAUGGGUGAUGUUAGAGUAUGCAUAAACCCUCACACGACAGGCUUUAAGUGUUUUAAAAAGAGGGCUUGCUAUAUUUGUAUGCUCAUGCAUGCCAUGCUUGAUAACACAACGAAUGGGAUGUCCUGACCUCCACCCCACACCCUAUUCACCAAGGCAUCCAUAUCUUUUUAGACUGUGGGGAAAUUAGCGCCCUCCUUUGACGCAGGCUAGUGUUCUUGUUGUGAAAUAGCCUUGAAAUAAAAUGGCUUAGCUCUAGUCUGGAGGAAACGUUUUGUAUAAUAUUGUACAGACUAGCAAAAAUGUUUUCUCUAUUUGAAUAUUUCAUGUGAUCACUAUACUUAGAAGUUUCGAUUGUUUCUUUAACAACAUUUCUAGAUAUUAGCGUCUAUGGUCGUCCAUUAUAUUUGACGUUGAUAGCGAGAAGGUCAAAUGAAUAUGCUGGGACAAGAUUCUUAAAAAGAGGCUCAAAUGAUUCGGUAUACAAUGAAAUUGAUCAUCCUCUUCAAUAUUCUCUUAUCAAAGAAUUCAUUCUAUGCCUCACCGUCACCAGCAGUUUGAAGUGAGGUUAAGGAACACUCGUAUUCGCGGGACUUCAUAUAACUUGCCUCUACUUUAAAAUGGGCAGAGACUUUUGUAUUACUGUAUUUAGCUGUGGAAAAACUACACAGUACUAAACUUUGAUGCAGGAACAUGCUUCAAAGAUUUUCAUGUUUUCUCGCAUGCUUCCCCGUUGUUCAAUUGUGGAAACUUGUUUCCUUCCAAGGUUUCCUCAACAAAUAUAUAAACAGAUUUUGUUUGCCGAGCUGCUCACCUUGGGCAAAAAUAGCUAAGAAAAAAGUUCCCACAUCACUGUGUUUUGUCCAUCUUUGUCCAGUUAUGUUUAAUGACUUGAUAUUGGUAUGUUUUAAUCACACUAUCAAUUAUUUUUUCAUUUUCUUGUUCAUGCAGGGUUUUGUAGCCAAUGAUGUUGAAACAGAACAAAUUGUUCAUGAUGCUUCAACUUUGUCUUUCAAAAAUGGUGGAUACACUUCUUUCGUACAGCUGCGUGGUUCAGUUCCUCUGUUUUGGUCGCAGGUAAGAAAUAUAUUGUUUGGAUGGAAACGCGUGCAUGGUGGUAAUCACGAUUUCUGACAAGCUUAAUGUGCCUUUAUCUUGCUGAAUUAGAUGGAUUCAAAAUGAAAAAUAAUGUACAAUUUUCUCAUUGAUGAGCUAAAGCAAAAUACAUUUUGAUAUGCCGCUUCCUUUUGAUUACACUGCAUGGACUUAAGAAUAGGGGAAAGGUUUAUAAUAAGUAUAAUAUUAAUUUAUUUUCCAUUUAUUUCAUUGUAGGAAUUACAACAUGGUGUAGUCCCAAAACCCCAAAUACAAGGUAUCUUUUCAUACGAAAUUUUAAUUGCCUCCAUGCAAUACUGAGAAAAACAGUUCUAAAAACUGUGUCUCACUCGCGUGUAAUCUGCGUUCGCUCUGUGCACCUGAGUUCAUCGUUGCUGCGUUCAAGUGCGUCCAUGCCACGGGAAAUGUGCGUCUUGAAUGGUUUUGUAUGAGAUGCGUCGGUUCUGCGUUACAGCUGUAUAUAUAUCGUAGUUUAUAGAGAAUGUUUAAAGACGUAAAUUACGGGAGAAUUUACUGUGGCACAGGUUAGUUCUGCUAUAGUACUGAGCGCCUAGCUGUUCUGUGUCUUUGGCUAGGCGAACGCAGUCAUGCAGCGAGUGACCACAAAUCGCUGUCAGUAAACACGGUCAAGUGGACAAACGAGGAUGCGAGAUGUGCGAGGAAAGCGGACACAAGUAGGAAAGAUGCAAAGUUCUCGCAGAACGCAUUUGAAUAUAUUUACUAUAUGCUCCUUACUGUGUUCUCAAAAUGUUUAAAUAAUUCUAGUUGAUAGAUCAGAUCCGUUUGCUUCCGCUGCAUCUCAACAUUUCAACAGUGUGUUGCAAAGAUUUGGAUCACCAAUUAUUGUCUUUAAUCUUGUCAAGGUAUGUUUAUGAAGUGUUAUGUGCCAUUGCAUCGGAAAUUGCAAGAGGAUAUAGGAAGAUAGCUGAUAUUUCAACAUAAUCAGAACCUGUGUUUACCAUACUGUUAGAAACAGUUCUCCUGUGUUAGCACAUGAUAACAGCAAACAUAGUUGAAUAUCAUGACAGGAAAUUAUAUUAUGAAGUUAAUAUACGUGUACACUGCUUAAUCAAACUUGACGCAACAUUGAACCGAGCUACAGACUACAGUAGGUGGCCAUGUAUGCGAACAAUAUCCAACAGCUUUUAGUAAUUUACCAUGCAUGACACAAACUUAGCAUUGAAUUGGGGGCAGCGGAGGGUUUAAGCGUACAACAUAUUGCAAGAGGGAACUUAAGCCGGUUUUCCACUUCGCCCGUAUCGUACCGAAACGUACUGGUGAGCAUGCGCAGAUUGAAAAGAGGUGUAUUAAUCCACGUACUUCCGGGUGUAUUCGCGUAUCAAAAUAAAAGGUUCGUCGCAAGUCAACUUUUUGGCGUACUACGGAAGUACUAAUCAAUCAACAUUUACGAAAUUUUGAAAUUUAAAAACGUUUUUGAUACGUUACGGUACGAUACGCUUGAAGUGGAAAACUGGAUUUACAGUAAUACUCGUAUCAAAGAGAUUUUUUAAGACGAAAAACCUCAACCAGUUAUGCCAGCUCUGUAUAGCAAUGACAAAGUUGUAGCAAUUACUUAAUAUGUUUUAGACUGAUGUACUCAUGAUUCGUCUCUUCUGACUAACAAAUAUCUCAUGAUAGAGAAAAGAGAGAAAAAGACACGAACAAAUUUUGGGUGAAGAGUUCGAGAGAAUUGUGGAUUAUCUAAAUCAAUUUCUACCACCUCAACACAAGAUCAAAUAUAUCUGGUUCGACAUUGCAAGAUAUUCAAAGAAGUACGUUCAGUAAUGUUUUCGAAUUUACUCUACCUGUACAUUACAACUCAAGUUCUAAACCUGGCGAAAAAUUGACAAACCAAAUGAUCAAAUCAUAGUUAAAAAUUAAGAAAGGAGGGAAAAACAUUACUUAAAUUUUGGCCAUGCAAACUGCAAACAUAUUAACCCUUUAAGUGGCAAUGCGCCCUAUACUUUAUUAUUUUACUCUAGACGCUAGACGAUUUUAUCCCAUGCAUCCUGUUAACCCUUUAAGUGGCAAUGCGCUCUGCUUUAUUAUUUUACUAUAUAUCUAGCGCCAGACGAUUUUACUCGUCAAAGGGAGAGUGCUGCCACUCAAUGGGUUAAAGAAGAAAAGAUUAUUAUCUCACGUUGAAACAUCUGUCGAGGUUUUAAUGAUUAUAGUUUUUCAGAAUAUGGCAAUCUAUUGAUUCCUUUCAUUUAGCAAGGACGUGAAGGUAGUGGAGAAAUUACAGCAGUAUGCUGAACAGGUGAGUUUGUUAAAUACAAAGUUAGAUGUAACUUUGUCACUAGUUACAAUGUAAUAGAGUAAGCACGCGGGAAGUGGUUGCAUUUCAAAUCUUGCCAUAAACUAAAUGAACAGGAAUUGUCACGCCAGCAGCAAUUUUCAUAUGCCAGUGUGACAAUCGUAUACGACAAAUCGCAGCGUGUAUAAACGCAGAGUACCUUUACAGUCAAACGUAUACCUUUACAUACAUUUACUUGUAACGACGUUACUCGCAAGACUGCCAAAACGUAUAUAUUAGUCAAUACAAACUAGAUUUAAAAUUAUACUUUUUCACUCUCAAAGCGCACCCAUGUACAGUAGCUUACAAGUCAGAAGUACAGUAUAUAUUAUUGUAUUAAUUUCAUUCAUAGAAAGGUACUUUUUUAUCUUCUAGUUUGUUGAAUCUGUGGGAUUUUUCCAUAGUGGUCAGGAUCUUUAUGCAAAUGAAAUUCGACCUGAUGAAAGGUAAUAUUUAAAAAGCCUUACUGUCAAGCUAUCGUCCUCCGCAGGUAUCUCUAGGGAAUCAGGUGGUCGGAUAGAAUUCUUUUUCUGAACUACCCAUUCGCAGGCUAAAACCCAUAGAGCUACCUGCAGAGGAGAUUGGGGUUCCCACAUGAAUAUGCUUUUGUAGUUUUGAUACUUGCGAAAUGAUGUAAUUUUAUUUAUUAGAUCUAUACACGUAGCUACAUGAAUUUUCACGACCUCUACUUUUCUCCUGUGUAGAUGGUUGAAAGUUGGUGGUUAUCGAAAUGAACAUAUGUUUGGUAGAGAACAGGUAAAUUAGUAUAGGUAAUACCGUAAUAACAUGGUUUCGAGUCCAAUUUGGACGAGCGAGUUUUAUAUUUUUUAAAAAAUAAAAUGAUAAGAGAUGGUAGAUCACUAGCAAUCUAUGUGGCAUUAAAGGUUGUUCUAGAUGGAAUCCCUUUGGUAGGGUUCCCAUAGCGUGUUGGGUUUUGUAACGUUGAGUUGUUUGUAGUGAUGUGUCAGUCUGUAGUGAGGGAGCGACUUCUGCAAAGCAGCACACUUCUGCCUCGUUCUUAAACGAAGAAGUCGCUCCCUCACUACAGACUGACACAUCACUACAAACAACUCAACGUUACAAAACCCAACACGCUAUGGGAACCCUACCAAAGGGAUUCCAUCUAGAACAACCUUUAAUGCCACAUAGAUUGCUAGUGAUCUACCAUCUCUUAUCAUUUUAUUUUUUAAAAAAUUUGGACGAGCGAGUUUUAUAUUUGCAUGGGGUCUUUGAAAAACCCACGUGUGCUUGUUUUAUCCAAAUUCCACUCCAUAACAUGCUAUUACUUAUUAAUAAUAUACUCAGGGGUGUAUAUUCUUCAAUGAACUUUGAUUCUUCCCCCCCCCCCUUCUUUUCAGAUUUGCUUCUUUUCCCCAUAUCUUUACUACAUCAGCCUCAAAGGCCUGUACCUAAUAGUAAUACUGUGACAUAGUAUAUUUGUCCCCUCCCCAAGAUAGAAUAAAAUACCUAAAUUAUAAAUUACCUAGUUAUAAGUUAUUAUUUACUAAAUUUGCAAUCCUCAGUAAAGCUUUUCAUAUUUAUUUAAGUUACUUUCCAUUAACAUGAACAAUCAACAUUAAUACAGUAAUUAAUUCAGCUAAAGAAACUCAGUGGCAAAAUCAUUUUGGAAAGUGGAAACACUGAUUUUCACGAAUUACCCAUGGAAAUUUUUCUCUUCUUUUCCCUCUGCCUUUCCAUUUUUUCUACUCUUCUUUGAUUUUCUUCCCUAGCCCUAAGACCCUUUGAUUCUUUUCCCCCGCCCCAGGGGGGGGGGGAUUAUGGAAGAAUAUACACCCCUGAAUAUACUUGAAUGUGAAAUGCGACUCGUACGCUUCGAACUAACUUGACGUUGAAAACGUUUAUUGUUUGAAACUGACUCACCUAAAAGUAAAAAUUUCCCCCUUGUCAAGUCCGCCAAGAGGAAUUUUUUCUUCACUCAAACCAUUUAUCAAACUUGUCCCCGGGGUCUUCAUAAUGAAAAUGUGUCAUAUUUGCCAUGAAAUUUGCACUGCAUUUCCUUUUUUUCUGCACUGUAUUAAUGUAUUCCCUCCAAAUACAACCUUCUGGAAAGUGCUCAGUCUUGGCUAUACAUAGAAACUCGUUUUCGUGAUUGAGACAUUGGGUUUAGGACCCUUUAUCUCGCUACAAGUGGCACGUUUACGAAACCGUGCAGUUAAAUAUAAAAGGCCUGUUUGUAAUAAUGUCAUCAGUAACAAGGUAAACAAGAUAGGAAAAAAGAAUUUUCUUCCUGGGGGCACAACCUGGAGACAAAAAUUUCCUGCAACCAACGGAGUAUUUUGUGCUAAAUCUGCAUGUGCAUAUUAAACAUAUAGUGUUCUAGCUGACCAUGGUUUUAAAUUCAAGGAAUAAUGUCUGUCAACCGUAGUGGGACAUGGGUGUUAAGGUUUCCUUCAAAUUUUCAAUGGUAAAUCUUCAUUCAAACGAAUCUCCUGCAGCUGCUUGACAUUUCCUGCGAGCAGUGCUCACGUGCUCGCCUAUUUUUUCCACCCCUGAAGGUAAAGGACUCUAAAGUCAAUGUCUCAAUCACGGAAACAAGACUGUAGCCUGUAUAGCCACAGCAAAGUACUUUAUAUUUGUAUUGCAAUGCUCUCAGCCAAUCAGAAUUGAGAGAUUUUUCCUUUUAUAUUUUUAACAUAGAAAGUAAAACUCCAAUCUUGAGACUAUAAUAGUUGAGGUAUAUAGUUGCUUUCUCUUUCUCCUUUAGUUACACAUGUAUCUUUUUUAUGUAUCCAGACUGGUAUUCUUCGUGUGAACUGUGUUGAUUGUUUAGAUCGAACCAAUAUUGCUCAGUUUGUGGUUGGAAAACAUGUUCUUGGAUUACAGGUUUGUUGCAGGCUAUGAUUAAACAUACAUUUUGAAAUUGCUGCUAUAUUGCCAACCAUUUUAAACAUCACUGUUUCACGUGAUAUAUUCGUUUCACUCGCGACUUAGAAAAGAAAUCCUUACACGUGAAUUUAUUUAACAUGCAGUUACCUAAAAUAUCAGUUAUUGUAAGUUGUAUCGCAAAACUGUUUUUUUUUGGAAAUGCUGUAAAUGUAACCGAACAGAUAUGGUAGAAUACGAAAUAAUUGUACAAGUAAGGAUGAUAUAAUCAACUUCACUAUCUUUCACCAAGAUUUUAUCAUUUCAGUAAUUUUGACUUUCAUCGAUUCCAUCCAAUAUCACAUCAAACCUCUAUGAAAAUUCUUAUGAAAGUGUCCCUAAAAAAGAUGCUACAUAUGACAUAUAACAGUGCUGCACAUAUAGGUCUAUUGGCAUUUGAGUCCACGCGGGUGAUGUUGUAUUAUAUCAUUUUUACAAUUUCAAUAAUUUCUUCAAUUUCUUCUAGCUUUACGCAUUAGGUGUUAUUGAUAAACCUGUUGUGAACUUUGAAUGCGACGCUGUCAGGUACUGUAUGACCUCAAUUAUCUGACCUAUUCUACCUAUACUAUAUAUGUAUUUGUACUUUUACAUAUUAGAACAUAUCUUAAGGCCUGUUUACACUUGCAAUUUUUGCUGCGAUUUUAGGUGCGAUUUUCUUCUUCUGAUGGACGUAAACGAGUGGAAGAAUUAUGAAUUUUGAGAUGAGGGUACAUAUACUCGAAAAUCGCACCUAAAAUCGCAGCAAAAAUUGCAAGUGAAUUUGUAAACAGGCCUUUACGUUUCUUGUGAUUUGUUCGAAGAGUGCGACAUCUUCCUUAAAGAAUAUUUUACAUCGAUUCUCACCGUGGCCAGUCAUAUUUUUCAAGCUUGCCCGGUGUGGAUAUACACCCAGAGUAACAUCACAAACAUCAUAUUCACCUGAGUACAUAACACCAACACAGAAAAAAAUCACUUAUAAGUAGAGUUUGCUUGGUUUUCGUCUGCAUUUCGUGUUUUUUUCGUCGUCUCCGAUAUUCUUUUUCACCUAAACCUAACCCUAUAGCGUAGGCUUAAUUAUCGAGCAGGAUAAUUUGGACAACUGUACCCUGUGUAAUCGACAUUAAAUAACUCAUUGUCUUUAUCAUCGUCAAUAUCGUUAUCACUAUCAUGUAAAAUGACGUAGGUGUUCCUAUUGUUUACCAGAUUGUUGGAAGAUCUCUAUGAAGAUCAUGGUGAUACACUAGCUGCACAAUAUGGAGGAUCUCAUCUUGUACAUAGGUAAAUUUAUCCAAGUUUCCUCCCAAUUAUAUAUGGCCUUACUCCAAUGACCAUGUACACUAAUAAGUACUAGAUAAAAAAUGAGCAGCCGAUCUGUAUCUGAUAGUAUCAGAUACAGAUCGGAUGCGAAUGUUUUAUCGUACUUCAAAAAUGACCCAUCUUAUAAGCGCAUUGGCGAAGUAAUUUUAAAAAUAAACAUUGUCUAAGCCGAGAAAAUCAAAGCUGAAGUUUAUGUAAAUCAGGACAAAUCUUUAUCCGAUUUACAAACAUUGAUUAAACAUUCAUUUCUUUUGUAUUUUCCUCGUGAAUUAUUAAUGAAUUUUUUAAAUAUAAUUUUAAAUUUUUAUUCGAUCCUUUACCUCAACACUUCAGUGCCUACGUUUAGUGCCCAUUGGUGUAUGUACAAUAUAUUUUUAUGAAAGAUGUUUGUAUACUCACGUGGAAAUAUCCAGCGUUUAAAAACUUACUUGUCUAACGAGACUGUAUCACUGACUGCAUGAUUUAAUAAUUUCUAAGGCCAUAAUAUGACCUAAUGUCUUUCACUUUGUUUGAGCUCAUUUGCUUUAGAUUCGUUACAUGCAAGGUUCGACGUUUGAAACUCGCCUAACUAAUAUUUCUACCUUCUAGAAUUAAUACAUAUCUUAAAUCUGCUCCCUGGACGUCACAUUCUCGUGAUAUUUACCAGACAGUACGAAGAUACUAUAGUGGAGCAUUUACUGGUAACGAUUUGUGAUUUUUAUUCAAGCCUAUGGAUCGUAUUUCUGCUUGUCUUUACGGCGGUUUGAAUAUGCAGCCUUCAGCAAAUUUUGAAAUAUCGUUUAAAACUACAUUGUACAUGCAGUUCCGUGCAGACAAUCCUUAUUAAUUAAUUAAAAUUAGACAUCACUUUUUAAUCCUAAUCAAGUUUUUAACGCCAAAUCGUGUUGAAAGUACUGUACGUAAUGCUGAUGUUGAAGACUGGUAGGAACCAUUAAGGCGGCCAGUUGUAGUUUCAUGUAUCCAUUUUCGUAACGUCAUAGCGACGUCAGAACUAUCUACAGUAGUAUAUAUAAUAUAUAUACAGUAACUUAGUUUUUACUGUACAGGAUGGAUUGCUAAAAGGGGGAUAAAUCACUUCAGUCUUUAUUGUAUAGUUGUAUAUUAAAUGCAAACUUUUUGUUUCUUAAUAUUAUCCAGUCGUAAGAAGAGUUUUUAUAUUUAGAUUCUGAGAAACAGCAAGCUAUUAACUUAUUUCUUGGAAAGUUUAUCCCAGGCGAAAAUUGUCUUCCAUUGUGGGAUCAUCCAACUGAUUAUUAUAUGCAUCAUGUAUCAAAUCAAGAUGGCGGCAACUCUGGUCUGCCUGCAGGGAAAAGGUACAGUUUAACUUACAUCAUGUUUUGUUGUCCAUGCAAGGGUGAAGGAAGCUUGCGAAAGUUAGGGGGCUCGACUCCCACGAGGCGCCACCAUGGUAGACGCCGAGCGGGAAAAAUUUUGAAAAUUUUGAAUCGCCAGAUCGCCGGAAAUGUCAUUUUCAUGCAGGGUCUUAUUUAGCACUUUCGUUAAGCUCUUUCAAAUUCUGUCAUUAUGAUUUGUAAGCUAUAAAUAUGUUUACUUUAUGGUUUGCAACUGCGUUAGAUGAUAACUAUUUGAGCAAGUAUCGCUGCCUAACAAGCAGCAUAGACCAAAAACAUCCAAUGACAAAAGACAAGCAAAAAUGUUGUUAUUAAAAUAACAAUAAACAAUUGCAGAUACAUGUACGUUAUUAAUAUUAUGUAUACGUUUCAAAUACUUCCAGUUUCGAGAAUUUCGCAGUAAUUGUUUAUUAUUUUUUAAAAUCCAAUAAUUUAUUCGGGGGACCGAAAUCUAUCCCGCCCCCCCCUUAUAAAAUAUUGGGGGUGGGCGGCCCCCCUGCUUUCUACGCCCCUGUUGUCAACCUUUCUUAUAUACGCUCCUAGUACCUCCUACCUCGCUGGUUUUUCUGUGUGCAUUUCGUGCUCUACAUGGUGACAAUUUGAGCAUGCAUGUCCACUGCAUUGUAGUUUACUUAUAACAUUAAAAACUGGAGAUAUCAAUGGACUUGACUAUACUAAUUUCAUGAUCAUAAGGGCCAGGAGAUGACAUUUUGAACCUAAGCGAGAGAGAGCGCGAAAAAGAGAGCCGAAGGUACAUUUGUUAUUCCAUAAUCAUUUUCAGGCUGAUAAUUUCAGCGAAUAUGAAUCAGAUUUGAUUCGAAAUAUACAGUUUUUAUAAAUUGUGUGUUGUUAUUAUGCACUUCUUAUUCGCGGAAUAACUUUUAUUCUAGCUACAUUUGUUACGAAUGGGACUUUUGAGUUGGCGAUUAUUUGAUACCCGAGAGGAUCCAUGGUGCUUAGAAAUGCUUUUAGACCGUGAAAUGGCUUGCGGGCGUUUGGCACACUAAGCAGUUGUGUCCUAUACGUCUGUCUAAUUAUAGUCCUUCGUGGGAUUUUGGGCUUCACUGACUUUAAUAUGAUCCACACAAAUAGUUGCAAUUUACAAUGUGUAACUGAAUUUUUCUUCUACGUGAAAAGAACAUUUUCUGAUUCCUAUAAGUAAUUUCCAACGAAACCAAUGGUUGCAUGCUAUUGUUAAUUUUCAUUUAGUUACACGAAAUGGUUUGAUGAUGAAGUUGUUGCUACGCUGCCGUUGUCUUGCCAAGAAGGUAAGAGUGCUUUGCAUUCCCUCGUGUAAAUACCAUAAUUACACUUUGCACCGUUUGUGUCAUAAGAAAAUGCAACUAUUAUAGGCACGGGUUUGUUGUGCUGAACUACGUUGAUUUUAAAAAGUGUUGCCAUGUUGGUGUUUCGUGCUGUUGUUACCGACUAUUUUCAAUUCAGAUAUCAUUUUUCAUAACACGUCUUCCAAUAAGAGUUACACGACGUAAAGAAUUGAUCUGCCCUCCGUGUGCAUGUACGUUUCUCAGCAAAGAACUGGCGGGCAUUUGAAAAUCCAGUUCACAUUGGCAGUGGCGUAGCCAUGCAGCCCGACAAUUUAGUCCCGCUAUGCAAAUUCAAAAUUAUUAUCAUUAUUCAUUUCUUUCGAAAUCGAUCGUUUUCACAGUCAAUGAACACGAAAAUAUUUGUGCUACUGCACAUUGGUGCUCAAGCCCAUCUACAGUACAUUUCAAGACUCUCGAUAUGAUAUACGGUAUAUCAUAUACCCUUUCCCGGUUUUAUAUUCACGAGCGUCAGGCAACCUACAGGGUUUCGGCUGUCCUGCGUGGGAAAACUAGGAAUCAUCGUUUUAGGAACAUUUGAAAGUUCCUAUGUUUCCUGAAAAGCUUCCCAUUGUGACCCUUAGAAACAUUGUUGCGAGAAAAAUCAGAAAGAUGUUUUGUUAUCUAAAUGUAUCUUUGUUAGGAAGAAAUGUAUCGUUUUUGUUCAACUUCGGGAAACGUGGUUUGGAAUCAAUCUUUUCACACCAAUGUUUCCAUGUUUAUGUAGGGCUAAAGCUAAAUAAAUGUUAAAUAUCGCUCUGUACUGUCUAGUCUCAAGCCGUAAUUCCACCAGUCUUGCUGAAGAAAGAGAUAAAUUGGACAAAGAAGAUUCAAAUGAUUUGUUUCGUGAUUAUUAUCAACCUGAUGAAUUGUCUGAACUUGAGCUCUUGUUUUCAUUUAAUUUACCUUCUUCAUACAGGUAAGAAAUUAUGUUAAAUGUAUUGAUCAAUCAUGUAUAAUUUGGUCAAGCAAAUGUUACUACUAAUCAAGCUAUCUGCAAAUUAAUUCACACAUGCAGUCCAGCCAGAUACAGUAUGAAUGUGGUCUAUGUAGGCAUAACGUUCAAAAUCCCGUCCUCAUGCAAUAUCAAAUUAAUAUAUAGUGAUAGAAAUUUGAUUCCUAUUUUAAUACACGUCAAACUAAUUUUUUCAAGAUUUUCCAAACGUAUUUUCUGUAUCUUCUCUCCGAUAUGCACAGAUCUUGGAAAAAUGUUUCUGGGAUUCUGAAUAUCACAAUGCGUAUACUGUAUACAGCUAUUUCAAUUAAGGUCCCGAGCAAAGCGGAAAAGUCGAAUACGAGCGCGAAAGGCUUGCUGGGAAUCGCUAAAAAAUUCAUUAAAUUUUUAAGCGAUUCGCAGCAGCCUUUCGUGCUCGUAUUCGACUUUUCCGCUUUGCUCGGGGACAAUCUUAAUUGAAAUAGCUGUAUAUUUUUGGGGAUGGAAACUUCAACUAUAAGGUCCUGCGGCAGAUAUUGAGCCUGCGGCCCUGUAAUUCUGAUGCAUCCCACCAAGCUCUGCCUGUGAAGUAGACUGGAUAGCGCUUAGCUUAGUGUUUCGGAUGCAGAGUUUAAGGGAGGCGCUCAUUAAAAAAAUUUUUUUAUCUGCCUUCACGCCAGAACUACGCAUUCCCAAAAUUCUGGAGACAGUAUUGAAAUAUACUCAACUUGAACUUCAAAACUACUGUAAUAAAAAGAAGACAAUAAAUAAUAGAAAUUCACCAUUAGUAAAGGACCAAGUAUAUAUGGGGAAAUGUCUCUUGCUUUUUAUAAGACGCCUUGUUCAACUAUAAAAAUACCAGAUUAGUUUGUCCCUAUAAAGUACUAGCCGAUUUCCAGCUUCAUUUUUUUCACAAUGGAUACUCAAUCUAGUUUCAUUUCCAGUCCAGUGGGUCUGCCAAUGCCAGUGUAAUUAUAUUUUAGUUUACUUUCUAUUUUGCUGAGGUUGUUUAUGCCUGCAACUGAAAUUGAACCCAGUCCUUUCGUGGUGCGCGCAACUGGAGGAGGCACUGCCAAUCAGCGUCGUCCGUCAACGAAACCUUCAUCACUACAACGAGCAACAAGUCCGACUAAUGAAUACCUGAGUUCAGAUUCGGAUUCCAGUUCUACGUCAGAUUCAGAUAUCUUACCGAGUGGCAAGAAAGACUCUUAUACUAACAAAGGUGGAGUUCGCUUUGAGGUGAGUUAUUUUUAACGUCAGUAGCUAUGCGGCAACGCCAUUUCACCCCAGCUUUUAGUGCAAGUGCCCUGUAGAGGAUGAGGGGAAAAUUCACAUUAGUGACUCAGGGUUAAAUAGAUAGGUGGAAAAAGUUUUUCUGCAGGUUUCAUGAUCAUACAUGGAUUUUAUUUCAUUAAGUGUUCUUUGCAUGGAAUUAUGGUUCGGCGAUUUUCCCCCUGAUGCUCGAUUUUCCCCCUGAUGCUUCAUGAUAAAUAUGCGUUUUUCCUCUAGUAAAUAUAUAUAUAGGGAGCAAGGAAGGACGAGGUGUGUAGAAAAUACAAGGUUUGACAACUAAUCGUGUAUUUGGCCUUGAAUAAUGCGAUAAAAGAAACUCCACAACCUGAACAACGCCCGUUACUCUUUGCGUCCAACUCAUAAACACUAUAUUAUGUAAGCACUGUAUAUGUUUGUAAAUAUAAUUAGAACUUCGAAAUACCUUCGCUAAAUGAACGAGUCAGAAUAGCAUAUAGAAGGAUGCGGAAUCGCAACUGCUUUGAACGUAGAGAAUCGAUUGAUUUUUAUUAUCUACAGCUAAAUAUUCAUACAAACUGUCAAACUAUUUGAAAUCCUGAUGAACCGGAACAAAAUAAGGGAAGCUGAAGCGCGCUAGAGGGAUAUAGCACCUCUCCAAAUUCUAGUUCUGUUUACUGCAUAUACGUUGAAACCAUGCACGCAUAAGUUACAGUGUUAAUUGCAAUGAGAAGAAAUGUGAAAUUUUGUUCCAUAUCCAUAUCCAUAGCUUCCUCUUCUACAUUCAACAGGAUGUCUUCUCGAAUAUGAAAGAUUACUACGGGGUUAAAAUUCUUGAACCAAACAAGACAUCACGGGAAAAGUAUCAAAG